AUGAAAAUGGAGAGAAGUCUCUAUCUAAAUGGCAAACCAUUGAUAAAUCCUCCAUUGACAAUUGAAGAACAAUUGAAUGAAAGACUCGAUAGAACAGGAUACAAAAUUGAUGAUUUAAAUAGAUUGAAUGAAAAACCAGUUUUACAAAUAGUACUUAUUCAAUUUAUGGACUAGAUAGAUCUUGAUGGUCUAACAUCCGGUUACUUGAACAACAAUCCCGUAUUCUAGAUGUUGAAGCAGGAAAUAAUGAAUUGGAAUGAAAAGGUGACACUUCAUAGAGCUGAACAGAUCAAAUUAUCAGAUCCAUUAGUUUCUGACAAUCUUUAUAGAUAACUCAAGAAUUCUCUAUUAGAAGUAGUGAGUACAAGGAACAAAAUAUAAUAAUAAGCUUUCUUAAAUAAAGUAUCUAACUGGUUCUUCUCUUAAUUACCAAAAUCUUAAACUGCGUCAUUGAAACAAUCUCUACUGGAGAAAAAGGACUCUACUCUUCACUUUAUUCCUAAUACAUACAGUGAAAAUUUCUAUGCCUCUGGAAUUGAAGAUUACACUCUUAAAUUUCGAUCAGUCCAUCCAGAAUUUGAUCCUCCUGAAGAUAGAGUUAAAACUUAUCAAAGAAAAAACCUAUUAUCAGAUACAAGUACUCGUCCUGGAACGACGCCAGGAGUCUUAGGAAUUUCACAAUUUACUAGACCUUAAACUUCUUAAACUACUUAUAAAAUGAUUGAUCAAAUCGAAAAACUAUAAAGACCCAAAACUAACUAAUUACAUACAAUUCCAAAAUAGUAAUAAUCUUGGAUGUACGAUCCCAAUUUUCCAGUCUUCUAAACUAAUGAUGAUUAACAAUAACAGUCUACUAGAAGAUAAAUACAAAGGGAAGAGUCCCCUUUAAAAGCUGACAAACCAACUGAUAGAGAUAAAUUAGAGAGGAUGAAGAUUAAUCCCCAGACAAUUAGAAGAAUCAAACAAAAAUCUAGCAUCUUAACAAGAAGUCUCACCAAUAAAAAGGGUAUUGCCCCUACAAAUAAAACCUAUAAAACAGAUAUUGAGACUUAAAAUGCCUAUUCAAUUGGAUAGUAGGGUAGAUUAGGAGAAUUUUAAGGUACAUUUCACAAUUAUGAUCCUACUCAAAUCGAAGAUAAAAUGGUAGCGGCUAGGCUAAAUUAAUAUUAUACUGAAUAAAGAAUUAAAGAGGUCAAAGAAUAAAGGGAAGAUAUUGAAAUGGUUUAAUCAAUGAAAAACUGGGCAACUAAUAAAAGUAGAGUUGAUGAAAUGGUACUACAAUCUGAAUAUUUAACUGCCAUGGGAUCACAAUAUUCGAAUGUUGGAAUUAAAAUUUCUGAUUUAUAUGAAUCUAAAAAAAUGGAUUUGGCAGAAGAAAAAGCUUAUGCCAAUUAUCUUAAAAAAUCCUCUUUGCCUAAAGCAAGAAUGGUACAGAGUGCUGUUCCCAUGGCAAAGGUAGUUCAAAACACUGUCAUUCCAACUUAAGUGGAAGAAGAGGCGGAAGAUUUUUAAAGCAAAUAAGCAGAUCUUGAAAAGUAAAUUAAUUCAAAAAGACUUCGCUUGUUGAAGAUGUCAAGAGGAUCUUGUCUACCAGGUGGACUUAUGAAUAAUCCUAAUGAAGAAACUAUUUAAAGUAAUAGGGUUAUGUCUUCUAGUUGCUUUAAGAGUGCCUAACCUAGAAGACAAUUUAGUUCAAUUCUAAAAACACAUAGUAUUAAGUAGGAAAUGGACUCUUAGAUUGGAGAAAUUAAACAAUUAAAAAAUAGAUUAGCAUCUGCUAAUAAAUUUGUCCCAAUUAAUAUUCUUUAAAAAUCUAUAAUGAUACCUCAAGGACAUGCAAAUCCUUAUAAAGUACCUCUACCAAAGCCAGGAAUUCUCUUAGCGAACGUUCCAGUUGAUUCAAAACAAAGAAAAGGUAAAAAAAAGAAGACAUAAAAAUGA
This is a messenger RNA of Paramecium tetraurelia, 1941 nucleotides long. RefSeq lists its product as uncharacterized. The transcript is spliced from 6 exons. NCBI's taxonomy places the organism in Eukaryota, Ciliophora, Oligohymenophorea, Peniculida, Parameciidae. The record is from RefSeq and is a predicted model, not a curated record.